AUGUUCACCGCCACCGGCAUUCUUGCCUUCACCGGCAUCUUGGCCACUGUCGCCAUGAGCGCCCCCAUCGUUGAUGGAAACGUCGGCAUUCAUCUCCCUGGUGGCCCUCGCAAGGGUCCCUGUGGAUUGGAGUGCAAUGGGAUUCAGCCCACCAGCGGUCCCGUCGUCGCUCCCAUCAUGAAUCCUUACCGCGGUCCUGAGGCCCCUCCGGACUCUGCCACGACUGGUCUGGUGAUCCCCGUUCUCACCACUAUCAUUCCCGAGCACACUCCUGGCCAUGCCAUCAUCGUCUUUGAUACCACCGACUUCAUGGUUACUCCUACCCAAGAUUCCUCUUCGACUGGCUCGGCGAUUCCUGUCAAGACCACCAUCACUUCUGAGAGUGUCUGGGUUCGGAAGCCUAGAAACGACACCUGGUGGCCUACUCCAGGACCUCGCAUUUCCUGGCAUCCCACCCCGAGUUUCACCGCUCCUGAUCUUACCACAAUUACCCCCACCCCUCAACCUUAUCCUACUGACGACUUGGUCAUUCCUGUCCUGAUUACACUCACCAACCCGAGCUCCUGGCCCCAGGACCCUGAAGUGACCCCUACUCCCCAGCCUUCUCCUUCCGAGGAAUUGGUCACUCCGGUUCUCAUCACACUCACCAACCCAAGCUUCUGGCCGAAAGACCCUGAAGUGACCCCUACUCCUCAGCCUUUCCCUACUGAGGAAUUGGUCACUCCGGUUCUCAUCACGCUCACCAACCCGAGUUUCUGGCCUCAGGAUUCUGAAGUCACACCGCAGCCUACCCUGAAGCCCAGCUUCACCACUGUGGUUGUGCGCAGCGAGUCUGUUCUCUCCUCUGACAUUGGAGGAGUUACCGAGUCGGGCUACAAUGGCAUCGGCCUCAAGCCUCUUGAGACGAUCGUUCGUCGCGGCUAG
Messenger RNA from Colletotrichum truncatum, 924 nucleotides. RefSeq lists its product as uncharacterized. Lineage: Eukaryota; Fungi; Ascomycota; Sordariomycetes; Glomerellales; Glomerellaceae. The record is from RefSeq and is a predicted model, not a curated record.